ACCAAGAAUAUCGGCAGUGGACAGGUGGGAGUGAACAAGUUAAAAGUUCUAAAUGAAGUCUUAGACUCUUAAUUACCACUACUGAGCAUAGUCAAACAUCUGUUUGUCCUUGUAAACAAUGGAGGGACAGCUGAACAAGUACACCAAUGUAGUGAAAGGCUGGCAGUACCGCUGGUUUGUCAUGGAUGCAGACUCUGGAAUGCUGGAGUAUUUUGAGAAAGAGGAGCACAAGAAACAGAGACCCAGAGGAUGUGUCCAUCUUGCGGGGGCUGUAAUUUCCCCAUCAGAUGAAGAUUCACAGACUUUCUCGGUCAGUGCUGCUAACGGCGAAAUUUACAGACUUAAAGCUGGCAGCACCAAGGAGAGACAACUGUGGAUAGACAAACUUCGAACCACCGCGGAAUACCACACAAAUCACAUGACAAGUGGUGGACAGCAAGCUCUUCGUCGUGAGUCUCGGUCUUCCUCGCUCUUAAAGACCAUCACAGAAACGGGGUCGACCAGGAGGAGGCCAGACACGGCGUCACAGGACCUCCAACAGAGGGCACAUAAAGCCCCUGCCCCCCGCCCACACACACUGGACCCAUUCCGAGAGGUCAAGGAGUACAUUUCUGAAGCCAACGACUAUGCUGUUCAUCUCAGGGAAAAAAUUGAUAGUCUUUCUGUGACAGCAGAGCCCAUAGGUGGUCUGGAUAAAGACCUGCUCCUAUUAAAAGCAACUUCAGCUGCAACCCUCAAUAGCCUUGGGCAUUGUCUUCAGAUGCUUCAACAUCAACAGGGCGGAGCCCCAUAUGAUUGGCAUGAAUCGUUUACAAGAAGUCGUAUACCAACUAGACGGACAUGCAGGCACAGUCAAAGACAUAUCUCAAUAUCAAGUAGCAUAGAGGAGAGGAAUGGGAGUUUCUCCUCGGUCACAUCUGCCCCAGGACCAAUCAUCUUCCCCGAGGAGAAACCCGAAGGACCGAUUAAUCAUGAAGAUGAGGAAGAAGAUGAGAAAGGUUACACAGACGAGGAUCUAUCAGGGGUGGAGGAACACAAAACAAUCAUCUUACAUCUGUUAUCACAACUUAAACUGGGCAUGGACUUAACAAAAGUGGUGCUUCCAACCUUUAUUCUGGAGAGGCGUUCUCUUCUGGAAAUGUUUGCAGACUGCAUGGCCCACCCAGACAUGUUCUUAAAAAUACCUGAUCUCCCUGACCCCGAGUCCAGAAUGCUGGCUGUGAUAGAGUGGUACCUGACCUCAUUUCACGCUGCCAGACAGGGAUCUGUUGCUAAGAAGCCCUACAACCCAAUCAUUGGGGAGACAUUCCAUUGUUCCUGGAAGAUUCCUAAGAAAUCACAGAACAUAUCAAACAAUAGUCAACUGGAGAGCUCUGUUGAUGGGGUCACAGGGUCAAAUGGAAUAGAUGGGUCACAGCCUAAUGGUACUGAUGGGGACUUAAAGCUGGUCUACUGUGCUGAACAGGUGUCCCAUCAUCCUCCUAUCUCUGCCUUUUACUUUGAGUGUCCCGAAAAACAAAUGUGUAUGAAUGCUUCCAUUUACACCAAAUCCAGGUUUUACGGCAUGUCUAUCGGAGUUAAUCUGAUAGGGAAAGUAAGUCUAAGAUUACUACAGCAUGGCGAGGAGUACGUUUUUGGGAUGCCUAGUGCCUACGCCCGCUCAAUCCUGACUGUCCCCUGGGCAGAAAUGGGAGACAAAAUUUCUAUCUCUUGUGCCAAAACUGGAUACUCAGCAGCUGUCACUUUUCACACCAAGCCAUUUUAUGGAGGAAAACUUCACCGAGUGUCUGCAGAAGUGAAGGACAACUCAGGGGAGAUAAUCUGUCGCAUCCAGGGAGAAUGGAACAGUCAGCUGGAGUUCACAUAUAAAGAUGGUUCAAAGAAAACCAUUGAUGUUAAGGACAUUCCUAUCAGAAAGAAGCGAGUUCGGCCGGUGAAGUUACAAGGAGACUUUGAAUCUCGUCGUCUCUGGCAGCAUGUAACAAACGCACUCAAAGUGCAUGAUGUCAACACAGCAUCAGAGCACAAGAGAGUGCUGGAGGAGAGACAGAGAGAGGGAGAGAGACAUCGAAAAGAAACAGGAACGCCAUUCCCCACUAAGUUCUUCCAUAAAGAAGAUGAUGGAUGGUUGUUUAAUACCCCAUUACAGAAGGGCGACACAAAGGGAACAAUAUAGAGAGAUGUGUCAAGCUAUUCGUGAUGAGGGGAUGUGAAGAAUCUACAAGAGGGGGUGUAUGAUACAGAGAUCUGGGAGUAUUGUCUUUAAGCCUGUGAUAUUCAAGUGCUAUCAAACUUAUUGUGAUAAACUUUUUUUUCAGGAAGCAUUAUUCAAGUUCAUCUUCUAGCAAUAUACACAGUGAUGUGUUCUGAACAAGUUUUAAUUUGAAUUUUUGAUUAUUUAUGUACUUACUUGUACCAUGUACAUGUAUGCUUUA
Molecule: messenger RNA, 2435 nt
Organism: Saccostrea echinata
Lineage: Eukaryota; Metazoa; Mollusca; Bivalvia; Ostreida; Ostreidae
Product: oxysterol-binding protein-related protein 11-like
Exons: 21
Coding region: 119-2176 (685 amino acids)
Cellular component (GO): intracellular membrane-bounded organelle; membrane; cytosol
Molecular function (GO): sterol binding
Source: RefSeq, a predicted model, not a curated record